Molecule: messenger RNA, 566 nt
Organism: Achroia grisella
Lineage: Eukaryota; Metazoa; Arthropoda; Insecta; Lepidoptera; Pyralidae
Exons: 5
Coding region: 132-530 (132 amino acids)
Source: RefSeq, a predicted model, not a curated record
UAGAAUUUCAAUUCAAUAGACUAUGCAGUGCAUACUUAGAAAUGUGAAAGCUGUCACUGAUAACACUCUAAACUAUAAUACUUAAUAAAUAAACGCUAAAAAUAGAUUCAGGUACUUUCAAUUUUCAGAGGAUGAUACCAAUAAAUUGUGAUAGUAUGUCAUCUCAUACACUGAAACCAAUUACAGAGCAUGAUAAUAAUAACGAAAAAGUUAUAGAAUUUGAUGAGAGAGAUCAAGAAGAAUAUAAUUACGAUGGGACAAAGAAACUUAUCAAUACAGGGCCGAAGAAGCCAUGUGCUAUAGUCGUGCUCUCUAAUAUACAAAAUCCAAGUGUACAGUCACUAUUGCGUAAAUACAGAUACGACGGAAAUGGUGUUCUAAUUCCGAGCAGCGUGAAGUAUUUCAUUAAAUUACCACAAGGGCUGCGUUCUUCACCGAUUCUGGUACCGUUAAAUGAUAAAGCAUUUUCGCCAUUAGGUGGAUUUGUAAGAUAUUAUAAGGAAGUGCCACCAAUACCACAAGCGUGGUAAGCAAAAUUGUAUAAAUUUCAGCGAGUAUAGUAGGUC